AUGUCAACAGGAUCUAAUUCAAAUGAUUUAGAGACUAAACAUCAACAAUCAAACACUCAUUCUCAUUCUCAUUCUGAGGAAGCGCAUACCCAUUCUCAUAGUGGAGGAAGUAUGUUACACCAUCAUCAUUCAAUGCAUGAACCGAAUGAAUUUUUAGCUGCAAGUGCAUCCUCAAUAAAGUCAAAUCCCGCUGUAAGGAUAACUUGGAUUGGCCUAUUAGUAAACAUUGGGUUAGCUAUAUCAAAGGGUAUAGGUGGAGUGGUGUUUCAUUCACAAGCCCUAAUUGCUGAUGCAAUCCACUCAGUAAGUGACAUGCUAGCUGAUUUUUUGACAUUAGCUACUGUAAAUGUUGCAGCCAAAGUCGGAACUCCUACCAAGUUUCCAUUUGGAUAUGGAAAAAUAGAAACUAUUGGAUCUUUUGCAGUUAGUGCCAUAUUAUUAUUUGCUGGUAUUUCAGUUGGUUGGUCUUCAUUAUUACAAGUAUUCGAAUUCUUUUUACCUACUCAGUUAUAUGAAAUUGCUGCAAGUAUUCAAAUUGGUCAUAAUCAUACUCAUACUGAUCUUGGAAAUGGAGGUGUUGGGGAAUCACAAAGCAGUUCACAUAGUCAUGUACAUACACCAACAGGAACUGAACUUUCAACACAUAGAGAAAUACCAAAUAUUAAUGCUGCAUGGUUGGCUGCGGGUUCUAUACUAGUGAAGGAAAUUUUAUACCGUAAAACAAUGAAAAUUGCUCAUGAAACUAAUUCCAAAGUAUUGGUUGCUAAUGCAUGGCAUCAUAGAGUUGAUUCAUUAACCGCGGUGGUUGCAUUAUUGACUGUAGCUGGUGGAGUGUUAUUCAAUGUAGCGUGGCUUGAUUCAAUAGGUGGGAUCGGGGUAUCCAUAUUAAUUAUUAAAGCCGGAUGGGAUUCAAUCAAAGAAGCCUGGUAUGAAUUGAUUGAUAGAGGUGAACAACCAGGAUCUGAGAUUUACAAUAAAGUUGAAAAUAUAAUAAAGUAUGAACUUGAAAGUAAUGAACAAUUGAAGCAAUUUAAAAUAAAACAAUUAUCAGUCUUAUCUUCCGGAGCAAAUACAAAUAUAAAUUUCACAUUGCUUACUCAAAAUAAAAAUAUAAAUUUAGUUACUUUAAACAAAUAUGAAAAAAUUUUAUCCGAUUUAAUUCACCAAGACGAUAGAUUUGUUAGAAAUGUGGGAAUAAAAUUCGAACUAGAAAACUCGACUGAAACUGAGAAUUCAAAUAAUCAUGAUGAUCAUCAUUAA
Lodderomyces pseudojiufengensis is the source of this 1260-nucleotide messenger RNA. RefSeq lists its product as uncharacterized. Gene Ontology annotation, molecular function: monoatomic cation transmembrane transporter activity. NCBI's taxonomy places the organism in Eukaryota, Fungi, Ascomycota, Pichiomycetes, Serinales, Debaryomycetaceae. Gene Ontology annotation, biological process: monoatomic cation transport; transmembrane transport. Bases 1 to 1260 code for a protein of 419 amino acids. The record is from RefSeq and is a predicted model, not a curated record. The transcript has a single exon. Gene Ontology annotation, cellular component: membrane.